Manis javanica (Malayan pangolin) is the source of this 228-nucleotide messenger RNA. Lineage: Eukaryota; Metazoa; Chordata; Mammalia; Pholidota; Manidae. The record is from RefSeq and is a predicted model, not a curated record.
AUGAGCAAAGCUCAGCUUCCCAAAUUGAAAACAUUUAUGGACAAAAAGUUAUCACUGAAAUUAAAUGGUAGCAGACAUGCCCAAGGAAUAUUGAGGGGAUUUGAUCCCUUUAUGAAUCUUGUGAUAGAUGAAUGUGUGGAGAUCGCAACUAGUGGACAACAGAACAAUAUUGGAAUGAUGGUAAUACGAGGAAACAGUAUCAUGUUGGAUGCCUUGGAACAAGUAUAA